Messenger RNA from Carlito syrichta (Philippine tarsier), 1038 nucleotides. Its product is annotated as olfactory receptor 5D18. Gene Ontology annotation, biological process: G protein-coupled receptor signaling pathway; sensory perception of smell. Gene Ontology annotation, cellular component: membrane. The record is from RefSeq and is a predicted model, not a curated record. Gene Ontology annotation, molecular function: odorant binding; olfactory receptor activity; G protein-coupled receptor activity. NCBI's taxonomy places the organism in Eukaryota, Metazoa, Chordata, Mammalia, Primates, Tarsiidae.
AUGUUACUUUCAGAAAGAAACAAAAGUGGGACCACGUUUACCCUCUUGGGCUUCUCAGAUUACCCAGAACUACAAUUCCCACUCUUCUUGAUUUUUCUGGCCAUCUACAGUAUCACUGUGGUAGGAAAUAUUAGGAUGAUUGUAAUAAUAAAAAUUAACCCCAAACUGCACACCCCCAUGUACUUUUUCCUCAGCCACCUUUCUUUUGUGGAUUUCUGCUAUUCCUCCACUGUUGCUCCCAAGAUGCUGGUGAACCUAGUCAUCAAAGACAGAAUCAUUUCAUUUUUAGGUUGUUUAGCACAAUUCCUUUUCUUCUGUACCUUUGUAGUCACUGAAUCAUUUUUAUUACCUGUGAUGGCCUACGAUUGCUUUGUGGCCAUUUGCAACCCUCUGCUAUACACGAUUGCCAUGUCCCAGAAACUCUCUGCCCUGCUGGUAAUGGGAUCUUAUGCAUGAGGAGUAGCAUGUUCCUUAUUACUGACAUACUCUGCAUUUAAGCUAUCAUUUCAUGGAUUCAACAAUCACUUCUUCUGUGAGUUCUCUUCACUGCUCUCCCUCUCUUGUUCUAACACUUACAUCAAUCAGUUGGUUCUUUUCAUUUUUGCCACAUUUAAUGCAAUCAGCACACUACUUAUCAUUCUCAUGUCUUAUGCAUUUAUCACUGUUACAAUCCUCAAGAUGCAUUCAACCUGUGGACGCAGCAAAGUCUUCUCUACCUGUGCUUCUCACCUGACUGCCAUCACCAUCUUCCAUGGCACUAUCCUCUUCCUUUACUGUGUGCCAAACUCCAGAAACUCGAGGCUCACAGUGAAAAUGGCCUCUGUGUUUUACACAGUGGUGAUCCCCAUGUUGAAUCCCCUCAUCUACAGUCUGAGAAAUAAGGAUGUCAAGAAUACAGUCAGCAAGAUAAUGGACACAAAAAUCUGUUCCUGUCGAGCAUGUUAUUUUAGUAAAAUUUAUCUCUGGCAUAUAAAUAAAAUGUCUUCAUCAAUGUUGGUUUUAAAGACAUUAAAAAUUAGUAGAGUUAAUGCACAAUGA